This is a messenger RNA of Ophidiomyces ophidiicola, 1464 nucleotides long. RefSeq lists its product as uncharacterized. NCBI's taxonomy places the organism in Eukaryota, Fungi, Ascomycota, Eurotiomycetes, Onygenales, Onygenaceae. The record is from RefSeq and is a predicted model, not a curated record. The transcript is spliced from 7 exons. Gene Ontology annotation, molecular function: chloride channel activity. The coding region runs from base 1 to 1464 and encodes 487 amino acids.
AUGGCUGAUGUUGCAAUUGACCACACCGAACCCGCUCUAGCACAACCACCACCCGAGAAACCACCCAAGCAGACCGAAUACGCCUCGUCGACCACCACCACAUUGGCUACCAACAAAACAACCUCGCGUAGGCCUACCUAUAUAAGUGACGGAUUCGUCGAACGCGAGACCAAGCUUCCCCAACAACUACUAGCUAGGAGAUCGAGCAUUGAAAUCGAUGAUUAUUUUGUUGGACCGCGAAAUCUUGACCGUCAUUCUAAAUGGCCAACUUUCCUACGAUUGCACGGCAGCGUUUUGCCGCGCAUGAUCAUUCCCUUAUCUCUGACCGCAUUAUGGUCUGCCCUGAUCGUCGCCAUUACAACAUACGUCCAUAAUUUGGGCGUAUCGUCUAUUCUCCUUACUGUUCUCGGUUUUGUUGUCGGUCUUUCUCUCUCAUUACGCAGUUCCACCGCAUAUGAACGAUAUGCCGAAGGGCGGAAGUACUGGGCUCUAUUAAUGCAAUCAUCCCGAACUCUGGCUCGCAUAAUCUGGAUCAACAACGAGGAACGGGAAGGAGAAGAAGGGAAGGAAGAUGUGAUCGCCAAACUGACGGGAAUCAAUUUGAUUCUGUCUUUUGCAAUUGCAUUGAAGCACAAGUUGCGAUUCGAGCCUGAAAUGGCGUACGAAGAUCUUUCCGAUCUUAUUGGACACUUGGAUACCUACGCCAAAGCCGCUCAUGACCCUGAUUCUACUGAUCGACAUCCAAUCGGUCGUUUCAAGGCUAUCGGGCAAUACCUUAGUGUACCAAUGGCAAUGUCGAACCCUAGAAAGGCAAUCAAAAAAUCUACGAAACCUCUUGGAAACUUGCCCGUUGAAAUCUUAUCUUACUUGUCUGCCUACGUCGACGUGUUGAUGGUUGAGGGUAAAAUUAAGCUACCAGUAUACCAGUCUCAAACCGGCGCCCUUUUGUAUGCAAUGGAAGAGGUUAUGACUGGUACUGAACGCGUUCUUAAUACCCCCCUCCCUCUCGCAUAUACCAUUCUUAUUUCGCAAAUUACCUGGGUAUAUGUCCUUAUCUUACCUUUCCAGCUUGUUGGAAGCCUGGGAUGGAUCACCAUUCCAGGAGUUGUCGUUGCUACCUAUAUCAUUCAAGGUAUUGCUGCUAUCUGUGCUGAGAUUGAGAACCCAUUUGGCAACGAUGUCAAUGAUCUUCCUCUCGACGUUUUCUGUGAGCAGCUUGCGGCCGACCUCGACAUCAUUACCUCCUUGCCGCCGCCAAAGCCUAAGGAGUUCAUCCCCCGUGCUGACAACCUUGUGUUGCACCCUCUGAGCAAGAGCGGUGCAGACGUCUGGAAAGAUCGCAGUUUGGAAGACAUCCGUGCUGCUUUACGGGCGAAAGCUACAAUAACCCCCUCCGCCAUAGCCGCUUCUGGCUCAAGAGAUAAAAUAUUAGCAGCAAACCGCGCCAGCUCCGAAGGAGCGUGA